Messenger RNA from Aureobasidium subglaciale EXF-2481, 889 nucleotides. RefSeq lists its product as uncharacterized. The record is from RefSeq and is a predicted model, not a curated record. The transcript has 2 exons. Lineage: Eukaryota; Fungi; Ascomycota; Dothideomycetes; Dothideales; Saccotheciaceae. Bases 267 to 737 code for a protein of 156 amino acids.
CGCGGUCGAGCAGACGUGAAUUUGACUGCUGUAGAGGUCGGACACCUGAGACAUUUCAACUAGUUCCGGCGCGUCCAGUUCCUUUGCUCAUAUGGUCAAUGAAUUGUCAUAUCCGUCAGCCAGUACAGUAGAGCGUUCUUCAUGCCCUAUACCGAAAACCAACAAGGGCGGACACAGCAAGGGUUUUCAACAUUCAGGUGGACGAGAGUGUUCGAAGUUGUCUUAGAAAAAGCCUGUCGCGUCGGCUUUCAAUACUGAGAAGCCGAAUGGAUUCGCACCUGCCAUCUUUUGUCAGCUGCAGCCUUCCAGGGCAAAUACAAGUGAAAGCAGAAGGCUCCAACACGCUCUCUCAACAUGCUAGAAAGCACUGUCCUCUCGAAGGCGUCCUCUUUGCUCGACAUGAUCAGAUGCGCUUGCUCCCAUCCUUGACUUCGUCACUACAACAAUAUCUUCUCAGCGUCAAAUCAAAUCACAACCAAACAUCCUUCAUCAUGUGCAGCAAGAGAGUCACUCGCUAUGUCUCGUGUCCCUACCGCUACAACCUUGUGACCGAAGAGAAGCUCUGCCUCAAGAGAGGAGUCAUCGCGCCAUGUCUUGAGUGGAAGUGGCUCAUCAUGAACGAGCUUCCCACCGAAGGACCCUGCCCUUGCGCCGAUUGUGAGGUUCUGAGACGCAAUCAAGCCAUACAGGCUGGUGGCUCUGAGGGCAAAGCAUACUCCAAGGACAACUCCCAGUGAAAGAUUCCAGGAUAAACUGCCGAAUGUCCUAUCGAGAAGUCACUCAUCAGCACGAUAACAGUCACCAGUAUGGUCGGAAAAGCCGAAAUUGAAUCGGGAGUGGUCAAGAAAAGCUUGUGCAGUUGCAAUGCCGGAUAGGAGGCUGUUCUUUA